AAAAAAGAUGGGGACAAGUGAGAUAACCUAGGAUCAAGCUCAAACCUAACUGUUGACGAGGUACAGCCAAGAGUUAAUUAAGGGUUAAACUCUCACGUAAACCUAGUAACAUCUAGUAGUAUAAAUGGCAAAAUUUAUGACAAAAAAUCACUGUCGAAUUUUGGGACAACAAAUCUGAGCCAUAUGAUAUGAUGAUGAACACAAACAAUAUGGAUGUGGUCAACAACCUCUCAUCAGAACUCGAAAGCUUCAAUCCUAGCAGUGUUCAUGAUUUCUUGCUAUCUUUAUCAUCAGCUAAUAAUGAUGAUGAUGAUCAUCAAGGGUUUUCUGAUCAUCAUCAAAGAUCUCAAAUCCCGUUUUCUUUCAGCCAUGAUAUUAUCACUGAUAUUCCUCCUUCAAAUGUUAUUCCUAAUUAUAGUUGUAGCAGCAGCCAGCUUCAUCAUGUUCAAGUACCCACACUCAAUUAUUUCGAUACAUUUUCGAGCUAUUUUCCGCAAGAAGGAGGUCCACCAACUAUCCAUGGAUUCGAUGAUACUGCUGCUAAAAUCAUUAAUCCAUCCUCUCAAUCUGAUAAUUUGGCGAAUUCGUCUCCGGGUUCUCUUCUAGCAAACAAGGCCAAUGGGAAUUAUAAUUAUGUUGGGAAGAAGAGAAGAAGAAGUAAUGAUAAAGAAGCGCAGAAGCCUAAAGAAGUUGUUCAUGUUAGAGCUAAGAGAGGCCAAGCUACCGAUAGUCACAGUUUAGCUGAAAGGCUCCGAAGAGAGAAAAUAAACGAGAAGCUAAGAUGCUUACAGGAUCUCGUUCCCGGAUGUUACAAGACGAUGGGCAUGGCGGUUAUGCUGGAUGUAAUAAUCAAUUAUGUGCGCUCUUUACAAAAUCAGAUCGAUGUGAGUUUUUAAUUUACUCCUUCAUGAAAUCCAUUUGAAAAUGAAUUGACGUAUAUACAUAUACAUUUUUCACACUUAAUCUGUUUUAUUAGUACUUUCUCGUCCUUCUUUCAGUUCCUCUCCAUGAAAUUGUCCACAGCGAGUUUAUACUAUGACUUCAACAACUCAGACAUGGAUACCUUGGGAACAAUGCAAGUAUGUAAAGUUUAAUUGACAACUUUUGUUUUUUAUUCUUGGUGAUCAUUUCGACAUCAUGAUCAAUAUGAAAUAAAGAAUAAAAACAAAAAUUUAUUUUCUCUGUUCCAAAAAUGGUCCACAUCGGAAUUGCAUAAUUUACAAAUUACGUAGUAGAUUAUUUUUUUGGAACAGAAUGAGUACUUAGUAAGAUUAGGAUUCUCAUUUACUGAAUAGCAUUUAUGUCUAAAUUAAUGGUUUGUUGCAAAGGGUAUGUAUGGAGAUGAAGCACAAGGAAUGGAGAAAAUGAUGGGAGAAGCUGGAUAUGGUGUACUUCGUCCUCAAUCACAUACUGCAAAUUGGCCCCUUUGACUUUGGUUAGUUGGAAAAAUGUGUCGACGGACAUCAAUAUCAGAUAGCUAGCUAGUAGAAUGUGGUUGUGUAAUUGUGUGAUCUUUGAUUUCUUUCCCUUAUACAAAAUCUGUGUUUUCAUCACUGAUCUCUUACAAAUUCAAUACUGAAAACCCUAUGGCACGUUUAUUUUGAUUAGGGUUCACUUGAAAUGUAAUGUUUACAUAUACACUUUGAUAUUGAUAAUAAACUUCUACAACUGAAAGAAUACGUUUGCUUCUCUGUUUUUUUUUAUUUUUUG
This is a messenger RNA of Oldenlandia corymbosa var. corymbosa, 1710 nucleotides long. Lineage: Eukaryota; Viridiplantae; Streptophyta; Magnoliopsida; Gentianales; Rubiaceae. The record is from the annotation of a GenBank genome assembly.